Molecule: messenger RNA, 8826 nt
Organism: Xyrauchen texanus (razorback sucker)
Lineage: Eukaryota; Metazoa; Chordata; Actinopteri; Cypriniformes; Catostomidae
Product: protein scribble homolog
Exons: 45
Coding region: 1083-6764 (1893 amino acids)
Biological process (GO): neurotransmitter receptor transport, endosome to postsynaptic membrane; neurotransmitter receptor transport postsynaptic membrane to endosome
Cellular component (GO): adherens junction; postsynaptic membrane; postsynaptic density
Molecular function (GO): protein binding
Source: RefSeq, a predicted model, not a curated record
GUGAUUGAGAGCAUUGGCGCGUGCCGCUGGAGUUGCGUCCGAGGCGCGCUCGCGAUUCACAACAGUGAGGCGGAGCUGGGAUUGGAUCAGCAACCACAGAAGUCUGACUGAACAGAGUACCUCCACACACUCGCCUACAAGAGCAGGAAAUUCCCUUGCAGAAAAAGUCGCGGAGGAGUGUUAAGCGCUUUUUAAAACCAACCUUCUAUAUGACCAAGAGGAGGAUAGCGAGGCUUGUGACCAAGCAGCCCAGACUCGGUAUCAAGACGGGUAGUAGAGGAGCACAUAGCCGGUGAAGUGUCUCUGGAGCGGUGAGAUCAGCCCAGUCACCCCACAUACAUACCGAACCGGCCUGCUGCUCUUAGCCUGUUGCUGCUGUGUGUGUAUCAUCUUAUCGUAUCAUUCAGUCGUAUAUAUCGCUGACACGUCUGUACGUAGUUUAGAGUUGUUUUAUCUUUGUUUAGAGGCUGGCUGCUGCGUAUUGUUUCGGUUGUUGUUGGACUGAAGCGCCCAGCCCCAACUGGCUAAUCAGUUAGCUGCAGCAUGUCGUCGUGUUAAAAGCCUCUUCUCGGGUACGAUAUAGUUCAUAUCUCAUUUUCUGAACACCUGACAAAACAUGCCUGACGAAGGGGCACGGCACGUCAACACAUAUAAAGUGGUUUCUCAAAACACACCGGCUAAAGUGAAAUCUGUGCGACACAAUCUCAUUUAGUUCAGCGAGGAACUGUUUAUGGUCUUCGCAGGAUCAACUGGAUUAAACACCGAACAUGUUUGUAUUAUUGAUGACACUGCUCCUCACUUAAGGGUCUUUAUUUUUAAACUGUGAACGUAUUGUGUAAUUCAGCUCGUGUAUGAAGACACACUGAAUGGAUAACUAUUUUAACACUCUUACUCUGACUAGUAUGGUUAUCUGAAUGUCCCCUGUCAUCUGUGGAGUUACUGGACAUUUGCAAGAGACUAAUUCACACGGAGGAGGGUUUAUUUGGCUAUUUUCGGUGGAAAAAGUCGAGGGAAUUUCACCUCUCAAUCCUUAGGCUGCUUGAGUGAGUCCCCGAUGCGGAGGGGCUGAGUGCGCCCGGGACAUGCUGAAGUGUAUCCCGCUGUGGCGGUGUAACCGUCACGUUGAGUCCGUGGAUAAGCGGCACUGCUCGCUCACUGCGGUUCCCGAUGAGAUCUUCCGCUACAGCCGCAGUCUGGAGGAAUUGCUCCUGGACGCCAACCAGUUGAGAGAGCUGCCUAAGCCUUUCUUCAAACUGCACAAUCUGCGAAAGCUGGGCCUAAGUGACAACGAGAUUCAGAGAUUAUCGCUUGACGUGGCAAACUUCACUCAGCUGGUAGAGCUGGACAUCUCCAGAAAUGAUAUUUCUGAAAUCCCAGAGAACAUUAAAUUCUGUCAGGCCUUGGAGAUUGCAGACUUCAGCGGAAACCCUCUGUCCAGGUUGCCUGAUGGCUUCACACAGCUCAGAGGUCUGGCUCACCUGUCACUCAAUGAUGUGUCACUGCAAUCUCUACCCAAUGACAUAGGGAACUUGUCAAACUUGGUGACUCUAGAGCUGAGGGAGAAUCUACUGAAAUCUUUACCCACCUCACUUUCCUUCCUGGUUAGACUGGAACAGCUGGAUCUGGGCAGCAAUGUACUGGAAGUUUUGCCUGACACACUUGGGGCACUGCCCAAUCUUCGUGAGCUGUGGUUGGACAGAAACCAGCUCUCCUCACUACCUCCAGAGCUGGGGAACCUGCGGCAGCUGGUUUGCUUAGACGUGUCAGAGAAUCGUCUAUCAGAGCUUCCCACCGAGAUCAGCGGCCUUAUCGCUCUCACUGACCUCCUGCUCUCCGAGAACCUUCUGGAAAUCUUGCCAGACAGCAUUAGUUCGCUUAAGAAAUUGUCCAUUCUGAAAGUGAACCAGAACCGUCUUGUGCAUCUCACCGACUCCAUUGGCGAUUGCGAGAACCUGACAGAGCUAAUGUUGACUGAGAACCUUCUCCAGUCUCUUCCCCACUCUCUUGGUAAGCUGAAGAAGUUGACCAACUUGAAUGUGGACCGAAACCACUUAAACAGCGUGCCUGCAGAAGUUGGAGGAUGUCUUGGCCUGAACGUGCUCUCCCUCAGAGAUAACAGGUUGGGUAAACUUCCCGCUGAGCUUGCCAACGCCAUAGAGUUACAUGUGCUGGAUGUGGCUGGCAACAGGUUACAGAACUUGCCAUUUACAUUGGCCAAUCUGAACCUGAAGGCCAUGUGGCUGGCAGAGAACCAGUCUCAGCCCAUGUUGAAGUUCCAGACUGAGGAUGAUAAGAGGACUGGGGAAAAAGUUCUCACAUGCUACCUGCUGCCCCAGCAGCCCUCAUCUAGCCUCGAAAAUCUUCUGGACAGGAGCGCUGAUGAGACCUGGCCCACGGACACUAAUCUGAACAGAGUGUCAGUCAUUCAGUUCCGGGGUGACUCAAAAAAUGAAGAGGAAGAUGAGGAGACUGCAGCAGAGAGGAGGGGUCUUCAAAGGAGAGCAACACCACAUCCCAGUGAGUUAAAGGUGAUGAAGAACGUUAUUGAAGCCAGAAGAAAUGAGGCUUACACAGCUAAACCAGAUGGAGUUCUGGAGUCCCCAGACUCUGAGGAGAAGCGAUUGAGUGGGCUUUCCAAUCAAAGUCACGAUUCUCAGGCAUCCAGUAGCACCGCCUCUGCCACUUCUCAUGAUGAGAGGCGGGGUGUAAACAAUACAGGGGUGGAGCCUAAUAAUGGACAUGGUCAAGAGGAGGAGGAGCUUGAUGAGAUGGAGGUGGAAUAUACUGAGCCUACUGUGCACUUUGCCGAAGAGCCUAUCAUCCGUGGUGGUGGUGAUGAUGAGGAUGACAAUGAAGAAGAGGAUGAAGAUUAUGCCGACCGGAGUGAUGAGGACUCUCGAACACCCCCUUUCCCUGCUGAGAAACAGCGGCUCAUACGUAAAGACACACCACACUACAAAAAGCACUUCAAAAUCACCAAGCUGCCCAAGCCUGAGGCUGUUGCCGCCCUGCUGCAAGGCUUCAGGCCUGACGGCCUUUCACCUCCUGCUCACACCCCUGAGGACGAGAGGGAUGGUGAGGAGGAGGAGGAAGAGGAAGAAGAAGAAGAGGGAGGAAUAUCAGUGAAUAUUCCUUUCCAGCACAGACUAGAAACAGCUGAGCUAGAAGACAGCAGGCUGAGUCAGGUGAACUCGUCCCUGCAGCCGGUGAAGCUGACCCUGACCAUCCUGAGGCAGACUGGUGGGUUAGGCAUUAGCAUAGCAGGUGGAAAAGGAUCGACACCCUUCAAGGGUGAUGAUGAGGGUAUUUUCAUCUCUAGAGUGUCAGAAGAAGGCCCAGCAGCCCGUGCUGGGGUCAAAGUGGGAGACAAACUUCUUGAGGUAAACACUGUAGACCUAGAUGGAGCAGAGCAUCACACUGCUGUUGAGGCCUUGCGUAACUCGGGGGCAGCUGUGGCUAUGACUGUUCUGCGGGAACGCAUGGUGGAACCAGAGAAUGCCAUCACCACAACACCUCUGCGACCGGAAGAUGAUUAUUUCCCCCGGGAAAGACGGUCUAGUGGUUUGCCUUUCCUCCUAGAACCGGGCUCACCUGCUGUUAGCGCUGGACCUUGCCAGCGACUAGCCACUUGUCUGGUCCGCAACGAUAAAGGUUUAGGGUUCAGCAUCGCUGGAGGGAAAGGGUCAACACCGUACCAAGAAGGAGACAAGGGAAUCUUCAUCUCUCGCAUUGCUGAAGGAGGAGCUGCUCACAGAGACAACAUCCUACACGUGGGUGACAGGGUCAUAUCAAUCAAUGGUGUAGACAUGACAGAGGCCAGACAUGACCAGGCAGUAGUGCUUCUUACUGGCACCUCACCCACCAUCACCCUGCUGGUCGAGCGGGACCAAGCCAGUGCAGGGGGAGGCUCCCCUCGAACACGGCCUCAUUCCCCCCCUCCUCCAGAGCCCUCUGAGUCCCCUGAUCAAGAAGAUGGAGGAGACGAGCUCCUUGGAAACAAUCUCAGUAGCCCCAUGGAAGAUGAAUACCCCAUUGAGGAAGUCAUGUUGAUCAAAGCAGGUGGUCCCCUGGGUUUGAGCAUUGUAGGUGGUAGUGACCAUGCCAGCCACCCAUUUGGAAUUAAUGAGCCUGGUGUGUUCAUCUCAAAAGUCAUCCCUAAUGGUUUGGCCUCUCAGAGUGGGCUGCGUGUGGGCGAUCGCAUCUUGGAGGUUAAUUCCAAUGACCUGCGACAUGCCACACACCAAGAAGCUGUUCGAGUCCUGCUCUCCAACAAGCAGGAGAUCCGCAUGCUUGUGCGCAGAGAUCCUUCGCCCCCUGGCAUGCAGGAAAUUGUCAUUCACAAGCAGCCUGGAGAAAAGCUUGGCAUCAGCAUCAGGGGCGGAGCUAAAGGCCAUGCAGGCAACCCCCUUGACCCCACAGAUGAAGGCAUCUUCAUUUCCAAGGUGAGCUCCAGUGGUGCAGCUGCUCGAGAUGGCCGUCUGCGGAUAGGCAUGCGUAUUCUGGAGGUGGGCAACAACAGUCUGCUGGGAAUGACACACACUGAAGCAGUGAGGGUCUUGCGUGCUGCUGGUGAUUCCCUAGUGAUAAUUGUGUGUGAUGGCUUUGACCCAAGAAACAUGGAGGCAUCUCCUGGUAUUAUUGCAAACCCGUUUGCUGCAGGUAUUGUUCGUAAGAACAGUAUGGAAAGCAUCUCGUCAGUGGACAGAGAUCUGAGUCCUGAAGAGAUUGACAUCAUGCAGAAUGACGUGGAGAUAGCGAGGGAGACGUCACAGUGGGAAUGGGAGGAGAUGGAAAAAGUGGAGCGCAUGCGCUUGGAGCGCGAGGAGGCAACUCGCUUGCUGGAGGAGGAAACUGAGAACUUGAGCACUGGACCACUGAAACUGGACUACAAGACACUCGCAGCACUACCGCAGACUAGUCUACAGAAAGUUAAUCGAGCUUCUCCAUCUGAGCCUCUCCGGUUUGACAGUCCAGUGCGAGAUGCAGCAUACUCUCCAUACAAUUCACAGCAGUCUCACAAAUCUUCUUCUGUGGUGCUUGGAAGGGAGGUUCGAUAUUCAAACAUCCAUUUCCCCUCAAAUGCAAACACCAAGGAUAAUUCAUCAACUAAACCUGGUGCCAUCCAGCCUCACUCUCGGGUGCAUCCCACUGCAUCUCCAGUCAGUCAGGAUGGCCACAGCAGUCCCAACCCUUUCCAGCACAGUCUCUCUCCCAUCAAUUCCCAGACCACUCCUCGUGCCCCAUCCCCUGACACAACUGAGGGAUUCCCCGUCAAUAUCAAGCAGGUAUAUAAGACCUUCGCAGCUGUGCCACACUCCUUGGCCGUACUGGAACCCCCGCAGGAUCUGUACGCUCAGAGGAACAACGUUAACGUAAAGCAACCAUCACCAGAGCCUGAGCUGAAUAAUGAGGUGUUUAUGGAUGAGGGUGUUGUUGAGGGCGAUGGUCCUCUCCCCCCUCGUCCCUCCCUCGAGUACCGCAAUGAGUACAGGAGCCUGGCAGCCGUGCCACGCCUGUCUCGCCCCUCAGUGGAAUCAAAGACACCCUCCUCUUUUAGCAGAGACAGCCCAGAACAGCGCUCUUUCAGAGACAGACAGAAAUAUUUUGAGAUUGAUGUUAAGCAGCAGACACCAGACAAUAAACCCAAACCUCGUGUCUCGCUCGUGGGAGAAGAUGACUUGAAGAAAAUGAAAGAGGAGGAAGCAAAACGAAUUGAACAGAGUGCACAAGAGUAUAUGCUGGAUGAAGAUGAAGAGGAUGAGGAGGAAGAUCUGGCAAAGCAGAUGGCAGAUAUGAAGGCUCAAGGAAAGGUUAUCCUAGAUGGUGUGGAGUAUAAAGUUGAGAGUUUAGGAAGCCAUGGUUCCCCAUCUCCGAGGCUGUGUGCCACACCCCCAAGCUAUAGUGCGACACCUCCCAGCCACUGUGGCAGCUCAGGUCCUUCCUCUGUCGAUGGCAAGGGAGACUCCCUUGAUGGCUUUAGACUGGAGCAGAGACCAAAUGGCAUGACAGGUCUGAUCCCAGUUCAUCCUGGUGAGUCUGCUGCCCCCGUUCGGACAGCAAAAGCAGAGCGCAGGCAUCAAGAACAAUUGCGUAUGCGGAGCCCAGAGCUAUCCGUCGCUGUGGACAAGGAGCUGUCACCUGCAGAAAAACGAGCCCUGGAGGCAGAGAAAAGGGCCAUGUGGAGAGCAGCCAGGCCUUACGGUCUAGAGGAGGACGUAAGGCAGUAUGAGCAGGACCUGGCUAAGCGGCUCUACCAAUCCCGUGUGAGGGCAUCACUAGGCACAGCUGCAGCCCCUCCCACUUCCUGUUUCUCCUCUUCUUGUCAGCCAAGGAUGAAGUCUCUAGAGCAAGAUGCUCUGAAGGCUCAAAUGGUCAUUGCCAAGUCUAAAGAGGGGAAGAAGCGUGGAGCCCUGGAUCAGUUGUCGGAAUCACCGUCUCCUGCCCCCACACCCUCUCCUACACCCAUGGAAGAUAUCAGUCCAUGGGCAGUAACUUCACCAGGAAGACUGUCCCUGUCAGAAAAGAAGUUUGACUACCGAAAAUUCGCUGCCAUUCCUUCUUCCAAACCCGUUUACGACAUUCAGUCCCCUGGGGCAGCAGAGGACAUGCACUUCAUGGAUGAUGCAUCCAGUAACCCAGUAUCUGUUGUAGAUACAGAAGUUCCUGUGACCACCACCUCUGCUCUGGAGGAGAUGGCUCUCUACAGUAACAAACGCAAACUACGACAGGGCCGCCGCAGCCUGGAGGGCCCUGUGCCCACAUAACCGCACACUCACAAACUUAUGUAUCUGAACUGUGAAGAUAAAACUCGUGUAGUGAUAAUCUAAAGUGAAGAGAUGUCGCAAAUGGCUUAGAAUGCUCUGAAAUACACAUCUGUACACAGGUAUUCAACCACACUUAUUUUAAUGCCACCACAACAUAUGUAUGAAGAUGAGCCGAUAGGCCAACAGCCUCUUGUCUCCUCAACACUAAUCAUGCCUUUGCAGUUGGCAUUGAAAUGGAUUGCUCAGAUUUUAUUAUAAAAGGUCCAGAGAAUGGCAAAAUCAUUAUCUGUCCACUAUACCUGUUUUCUCCCAUCUUUAUCUCUGUCAGAAUUUUAGCAGCAGAAUUAAAAGAUGACUUAAAUUUAUUUUAAACACUCUUGAAAUCAUAACCAUUCUGGACUGAAAACAAUAUAUUUUAAAAUGUACUUGCUGUGUGUAUUUGUUUUGGGAGAUCUGUUAAUCAGUUUGAAAACAACAUACUGCUACCUUCACUGCCCCAUAUAAGCCAGACUUUAACUUUUAUUUUUUAAUUCAGAAAAAAAAACAUUUUUAUUCCUUUUAAAUGUAAUUUAUUAAUGAAAUAUAUAUUGUUUUUAAUCUGUGGGAAUCCAUUACAGAAGGCAACAUAUAUUAAGGCUUUUGACAUUUGGAUGAGCUGAUUACUUGUGAUUUGGAAUUGACUAAGUUUCUUGCACCCAACAUUGAAGUCUAAAUCAGAGGCCUUGUAAUUAAGCUUUAUUAUCAUUUUGUAUGAAAUGUUCUUCUUUUAAGAUGAUGCAAAUGAAUGUAAUGUUUUUGAAAGGUUGCAUCUGACCUAAUUCAAAGAUCUGUUAUAAACCUGUCAUCAUGCCAGAUCAUGAAGCUUGACCUACUAUAUUUGAGCAGCUGCAUUCUAAUCCUUUUAAUAGACCUCUAGUCAUCCUAUACUGGACUAGGAGAGUAAAAUGAAGUGGAUAAUGGUUUCAUAAGACAUCUUUUUUUCCUUGGUAAUCCACUUUACCCUCCUUUCUAGAGAAUGCUACAAUGUAAUCUUAAUUUGUUUUCCACUCUUUGGACCAUGUUGUACAUCUCUGUGUUUAAUCGUUCACUUUGAUAAAUGGAGUGACCACAGUGGAGAAUUUUACACUUUGACAGCCAUAUCAUACCACAAACUGUCUUUCAGCAGUCUUUGCCUCACCUCACUAUGAACGUAUGGUACCAUUCUUCUAACACUGGGAGUGGGAGGGAAAAUAUCAUCCUUUGAGACCUUCUGGUCUCUAUUAUAAACAUGCAUCUCUCCUUGGGACUUUACUCUGACAGGUGUGUGAAGGUAGUAGAUAUAUAUUUUUCACUUUUAGUUUUUCUAAUCUAUAUUUUAAUUAGUUUAAUGCCACUAAAAGCAUUUUGUGAAUAAUGUACAAAAGUUGAAAAAGCUAAAAUUAUAGUUGAAUCUGAGCCUUUUUGCCCCAAGACCAAACUAAAGUCUAGAGGGUGUAGAUGAUUCUGUUACGGUCUUUACUGAGUGAUCCAUGUGUGUAUAUUUGCUUAUUGCAAUUUUGCAAGUUUUCUUUUAAUCGUGUGUGGAUAAAGGCGAAAGACUUUGGUUAUCCCUUAAAAUAACAGGUUUUAUUUUGCUGUUCUCAAACCAGUUGUUCACUUUAACUGCCAUCAACACUGGCCCGAUGAACUUGUCAUUCAUAUAAAAUGUUUGUUUGUUUGUUUUUUAAUUUUACUAAUCUUUGCUUUUGUGAUUUGCUCAUUGACUGAAAUUCAGUUCUGGUUAACACUUUGGGAAUGGCUGAUUUUUUUUUUAUUUUUUUUUUUUUUUAUUAUUAUUAUUUUAUAAAUCAUAGUUUGAGAAGUUGGUUUUCUGUAACCAAUGGUAUAAUGGGAUUCACUACAUUUUUACAUUUUAAAAGAGCAGAAGAGUUUGAUCUGUCUUUGUUUUCUUGAUUUGUUGUUGGGGCGGUUUCUUUUUUAAUUUGCUAAUGGGGAGGAUGGGAUAGAAGGUCUUGGGAUAGAGCUCAUUCAGGACUGUAACUAGUGAAUUUGUACAACCAAAGAAGUCUAUUUUGUGGUUCAG